Trypanosoma grayi is the source of this 846-nucleotide messenger RNA. Its product is annotated as putative lysophospholipase. Bases 1 to 846 code for a protein of 281 amino acids. Lineage: Eukaryota; Euglenozoa; Kinetoplastea; Trypanosomatida; Trypanosomatidae. The transcript has a single exon. Gene Ontology annotation, biological process: protein depalmitoylation. Gene Ontology annotation, cellular component: cytoplasm. The record is from RefSeq and is a predicted model, not a curated record. Gene Ontology annotation, molecular function: carboxylic ester hydrolase activity; palmitoyl-(protein) hydrolase activity.
AUGAUCGGCACACCUAUCGAGCAACUCACAACUGCGCAGAUAAAGGAUGAGCUACGCAAACUCUACAACUUCAGGGACUUCUCGGACUGCUUAGAUCAGAAGGACCUGCAGGCUAAACUCACCACAACACGUAAUACGCAGCUGAUCACCCAUGGACUGCGGUACGGGCCUCUGCUGCAAAUAGGCAACAGACAGAAUCCGUCUGGUGUGGUGACGCUUUCGCAUGGAUUGGGCGACUCGGCCCACGGCUGGGAGGGUGUGGCGGCGGAGCUGGCGCGUGGACUGCCGCACCUGCUGUUCCUGCUGCCGACGGCCCCGAUACGGCCCGUCACGAUCAAUGGCGGCAUGUCGAUGAACGCGUGGUACGACAUCAAGGACCUCCUUGGUGAGUCAUCGAAAGCGCGUCAAGAAGGUGAGGAGGUGAUGGCCUCUGCCGACUACAUCAAGAGUCUCGCGUACACUGCAACGCAGCGGUACCGCAUCCCCAGCAACCGCGUUGUGUACGGUGGCAUUUCACAAGGGGCUGCAGUAUCGCUUGCCACGGGGCUGACGGCACUCAUUGCGCCGGCCGGUGUGGUGGUGCUGUCAGGUUAUCUCGCUGGCAGCAGCGAAGUGCUGCCGCGGCUGCGCAACAAAAGCACGCCUAUUCUCAUGUGCCACAGUUCACAGGACCCCAUAGUGUCGUUUGAAAUGGCGCAGAAGGCAAAAGAGGCACUAGAGAGUGCCGGGGUCUCUUCAAUUACAUUCAAGUCAUACCCUAUAAAACACUCAUCGUACCCAGAGGAGCUGAAAGAAUUUGCAAAAUUCUUGAGGACCGUGCUGCCACCUCAGCAAUCCAAGGCGUAG